ACGCGCGAACGCCGAGCAGGGCGGCGGGCGCGCUCAGUCUGGCUGCGGCGGCCGUGCGCGAACGGACGUACCGGGAGCGCCGCAGCCGCCCGAGGCGCCAGCAGCCGAGCCGUGCCGCGCCGCGCCACCCGGGCCGUGCCCGCCCGCCCGCCAUGGUGUCAUGGAUCAUCUCCAGGCUGGUGGUGCUUGUAUUUGGCACCCUUUACCCUGCAUAUUAUUCCUACAAGGCUGUGAAAUCAAAGGACAUUAAGGAAUAUGUCAAAUGGAUGAUGUACUGGAUUAUAUUUGCACUUUUCACCACAGCAGAGACAUUCACAGACAUCUUCCUUUGUUGGUUUCCAUUCUAUUAUGAACUAAAAAUAGCAUUUGUAGCCUGGCUGCUGUCUCCAUACACAAAAGGCUCCAGCCUCCUGUACAGGAAGUUUGUACAUCCCACACUAUCUUCAAAAGAAAAGGAAAUCGAUGAUUGCCUGGUCCAAGCAAAAGACCGAAGUUAUGAUGCCCUUGUGCACUUUGGGAAGCGGGGCUUGAACGUGGCAGCCACGGCAGCAGUGAUGGCCGCUUCCAAGGGACAGGGUGCCUUAUCAGAGAGACUCCGGAGCUUCAGCAUGCAGGACCUCACCACUAUCAGGGGAGAUGGCACCCCCACUCCCUCAGGUCCCCCACCACCGGGGGCUGGGCGGGCCACUGGCAAACACGGCCAGCCUAAGAUGUCCAGGAGUGCUUCUGAGAGCGCUGGCAGCUCAGUGUGUACCUGCUGCUCUACCUGCAGGACCCGGAAAGUGGUUGAGGGAGAUGUGAAUGAGGGUGGUGUGAAGGCAUGGGAGCCCCACCAGGUCCAAAAGCCAUUGGCGUUUUCUGACGAGGAGGAGGAAGACCUGCUGGAUUUCAUGUACAAGUAUAAGGCAACUCGGAGGAUGGAUUUGCCCCUGGAGGCACCGCCUAGAAUCCCUCGAUCUCGCUUCAGGAAGAAAAGUACCUCAUCCUCGACCACUGAAACCACGUGAGUGAGAUGAGCCAACAGCACCGGAUCCACAGAAUGUUUCUUCUCUGCCUUAAAGAGCUAUUCACUAAUAACAUGGAAAUCACAAGCUGGGUGUGCUUUGAGUGUGCAGCCUCACAGACUUGGCCUUUUCUCUCUCCCCUCCACUUUUAAUAAUUUUUUCCCCUUUAUUUUGCUGGGGAGAGGCUAAAGAGAAAGGUAGAGGGGAGGGGGUGCCCUUUAAGUCUUCUGAAGUUGUUAAUUUUCCCAAUUGGAUUGUCAUGAUAGACGGCAGUGUGUUUUUAGAAAUACAAAAGAAUCACCCUUAUGCUGCUGAGAUGUAUAUAUGUAAUUUAUCUGUUGCAUACUUAGUUUUUAGUCCUGUAAAUGCAAACAAAACAAUUUUUAAAAACGUUUUUUGUUCUUGGUACUAAUACUUUGAACUAUGAUGUACAUAUUUAUGGCUUUUGGCUUCAUAUAAUGGACUUGCAAGGGCUUUCAGAGGUUCUGAUAUAUAAGAAAACUCCAAAACUAGAAAUACAGAAAAAUAUUUUGAUUCUAGAGAAUGUCUCAGAUGUGCUGACAAAGCUUCCAAACACAACUCUAGUAACACAUCCCCUUUCCUGUGGGAAGAUGCCCUAUGUUCUUCAGAUAGUUUAGUCAAAAAAACAGAAGUUAGGAAUAAAGAGAGACAAUAUUGUAGCUGAGUGUGAUGGCAGGUCAGGGGGAAACAUCCUAGGAUAAAUCACAGGAAGCUCAUUCCUCUUUUGAUUCAGGAUUCAAAUCCUUUCCAGGGAUUUAACUUUGCUGUAGGCAGGUGGCUCAUCCUUAGUCAAACUUCUUGGGGAUAGGGACUUGCAGAGCUGUUGCAGGAAUAAUUCUACGUUUCAAAAGUGUUUGGCAAAUCGCUAUUUCUCCUUCAUGGUAACCACUGCUGUGACUAAUUCCCCAGGUAGAAGAACCUAUAGUCUGAGCACUUUGCUUUAGAGAAUACUAAGCAAAAACAAACAAAAAAUACACAUAAAACAAGAACUGUACUGUUUCAGAUAUGCCAUGAAAUACAUCUGAGACACUGGCAAUAAUCAAAAUGGUGGAUUCUAGAGGUUGGGAUCUGUAUGGAUAAGAAUUUGCUCAGAUCCUUGGGCAGCUGAGGCUCAUACCUUCUGUUCCCUUCCUGACCUGUAUAGAAGGUGAAUGGAGGCAGACUCACACCCAAAGGCACACUAGGUCUUAUCGGGUGUCUUACACAAGCCUGGAUUGGUUAAUAGAGGAAUAAAGCACUGUUGGAGGGGUCUCCCUACUUAAGUGGAUAAUUUUACUGAAAAAGAAUCUGGUUUAACAUCAAGCAUGUAAUCCUCACACUCUGGGAGGCUGAGACGGAUGGAUUGCCUGAGCUCACGAGUUCAAGACUAGCCCGAGCCAGAGUGAGAUUCUGUUUCUAAAAAUAGCCUGGCACUGUGGUAGGCACCAGUAGUCCCAGCUACUUGGGAGGCUGAGGCAAAAGACUCGCUUGAGCCCAAGAGUUUGAGGUUGCUGUGAACUGUGAUGCUACUGCACUCUCCUGAGAGUGACAAAGUGAGACUCUGUCUCAAAAAAAAAAAAAAAAAAAGAAUCUGGUUUAAAUGGCACUGUGGUCUGAGGUAGCUAUUCUCCCCUGAGAGUUGAAAUGUAGGAAUAGUGUAUUUGUCCUUAGAGUUGGUGUUUUCUUUCAGUGUAAUGCAUGCAGUGGUCACAACCCAGUUACUCAUCAUAUUUGGAUCGUAUUUGUUUGUAGAUACGCCCUAAAGACUAGAGAAUUAGUGUUAUAUACCAUCCAGAACUUAAUGUCAACAAAGUAUAAACCGGCCCAAUUUCAAAUUUCCAUUACUGAGCUACGCAUACUACGUUAUCAUCAGAGGCCUUUGCUAAUAACACAUUAGCUGGGUCUUAGCCACCUCAGAAAGCGUUUUAUUUGAAGUUGAUUGCUGCCAGAUAUGCAUAUUGAAAUCCUUUCUUCCCAUAAUUCCUCUGAAGAUGAUUUUAUCAUUUACAGGAUAUAGGAAAGUAAACCUAAAAGCAAAUCUGUGGUUGACACAGCAAAUGGAGGCUGUCUGCUCACUCUCUGUGCCCCUCACCCACCAAUUCCCAAACCUGUGAAGGAAGACAGAAAAUCUGUUUUCUUCAAGCUCAUUGAAUAGUUCCAGAGAGGAAUAACAGACUUUUAAAAAUGUAUUUACCUGCUAGUUGGAGGUACCCAGAAUGCUCAGAAACAAGUACAAAAAAGCUUAAGGAGCUUCUUAGCAACUUUUUGCCAAAAUAAUAUAUGCCUUUAGCAGCAGAGUUUAAAAUCCUAUUGUGAACACCUAUGUUCUCAUCAUUUAUCAUAGAAAGUUAUAACAAGGAACAAGUACAGGCUAUCAAGUUUGCACUCAACUAUGCCAAAAAAGUUUGAAGCACUCUACUCUCAGACAUGCUGUAUUAUUUCUCAUUCAAGAUUAAAAAAUAUAAAGGUAUCCAAAUGCUGUCUUAAUGUAAAUGUAACUAUUUUUCCUUCAAGUGUUGAUUAGGGAGUUGGUUUCUCUCUUAAAGACACUCACUGUACAACUGCGAGCAGCUGUCAUACUUCUGGCAAAAUGUGUUUACUUAUCUGACAAGCUGUACAUUUGUGUAUGAACUGAUAAAAAAUGUGAAUACCUAUAAAUGUACGUGUAGUUGUGUGGUGUUCUGUCUAGAGGAUACAACGGAAUGUUUUUAAUUUGCUUCCUUACAGACACAGGCUGUUUACAAAAUGCUAGCUCAAAAGUCUGUAAUUUUUACGUCACAAUUUUUAGUUAACUGCCAUCAAGCACCCAUUCUGUUUCUAAGAAGGUGAGAUGUGGUCUUGUGCUUAUAAACUGAAGAGUUUAGUCAUAAUCCCACCUGGCUUUGUGUGAAUAGCUUGCUCACUUCACAGGCCUUUGAAAUAUGUGCUCUCCGUGGUAAACCAUCCAUGUGUUUGUGAUAAGAGUGCUUGUCAACUGUGACCAUCACUGAACCUUCCUAGUUCUUUACCCGGCACAGUAUUCGAAAUGGCAAAGGACGGGCUCAUCCUCUAACAGCAUACAAAGUGCUGAUGUUCUGAAUUGUGACUGUGCACAUUUCCUCUAGUUCAUUUCUGUAGUCCCUAUAGAAUGAUCUGUAAUAAAAUAGUGAUGCUGAACUGUGCAUCAAAGGGAUGUAAAAUUACAGUAUUCCAAAGGUUGAAGUUCUGCUGUUUUGUUACAAUGCCUGAUAUACAUCUUGAAUAAAGUCUUAACAUUUUUCUUUUAAAAAAAA
Messenger RNA from Nycticebus coucang (slow loris), 4276 nucleotides. It is a transcript of the gene REEP1, whose product is annotated as receptor accessory protein 1. The coding region runs from base 153 to 1007 and encodes 284 amino acids. Gene Ontology annotation, cellular component: cytoplasmic microtubule; endoplasmic reticulum membrane; endoplasmic reticulum tubular network. Lineage: Eukaryota; Metazoa; Chordata; Mammalia; Primates; Lorisidae. Gene Ontology annotation, molecular function: microtubule binding. The transcript has 9 exons. Gene Ontology annotation, biological process: endoplasmic reticulum tubular network organization. The record is from RefSeq and is a predicted model, not a curated record.